Messenger RNA from Rotaria socialis, 2838 nucleotides. NCBI's taxonomy places the organism in Eukaryota, Metazoa, Rotifera, Eurotatoria, Philodinida, Philodinidae. The record is from the annotation of a GenBank genome assembly.
AUGUCUCUGUUAUCAAUCAAACACAUAUUUGGUAUUCGAACAUGUCUAACUGAUUGUAUUGUUUAUUUGAAUGACCAUUCUUAUUUAUAUCCAUCUAGCCGAAAUAUUAUUUUAUAUAAUAUCGAUCAUAAAUGUCAACGGUUCAUUAGUUUUGAACAUGAAUAUGAUACAUUAGAAUCAUUAGGUGUUAGUUCAAAUAAACAAUAUUUAGCUAUUGCAUUAAAUAAAUUAGAUAAAACUCGCAUUAUUAUUUAUGAUAUUAAUGAACCACUAAAUAGAGAAAUACAAAAACAAAAAAUUCUUAAAUUAAGCCAAAGAAUACGUUCUAAUCAUGUUUUAUCAAUUAUUUUUUCGGCUAAUUCAAAAUUAAUUCUUGCACUUUGUGGUGCACCAGAUUACAUGUUGAUUUGUUGGUCAAUCGAUCGAUUUAAGUAUAUUGCUAUGGUAUCCCUUCAUUUUCUUCAUAUUGAUCUUUCACAUAAUCCACUUAAUUUAAAAAUUUCAUUCAACCCAAAGAAUUGUUUGGAAUUUUUGUUAACAGGCAAUCAUAUUUAUCGACGAUAUCAUAUAAAUACAGAUCAAUUUUCUCCGUAUGGUUCGGGACAAUAUCAACGAUGUGAAUUAAUGAAUAUAACUUGUCAUUGUUGGCUUAAUGAAAAUCAUAUUUUAUUAGGACUUGAUACAGGUUAUAUAUGUGUAGUAAACAAUCAUGAGGAUAUUUUACAACAAUAUCAUGUAACAAGAGGAAAUGAAACAAAUAAUUUAAACAUGCGUUCAUCAAAUGCUUUUUCUUUUGAUCGGUUUGAUAUUCCUAAUCGAUCAAAUCUAAAUAUUAACGAUGAAAACAAUCUUUUAAAAAUAAAGUCAUCCUCUCAAUUAUCAUCAAGAUUUCUAAACGAUAGAAGAUCAUCAUCAGAAAUUACUCUCCGAGAAUGCCAAAUAGAUCAACGAAGUUUUUCAAGAUAUUCGAGUACAAGUUUACAUAAGAAUAUUUCUAAAACAGAAUCUAUUAAUUCAAAUCAUAUUAUUUGUUUGUUACCUUUUUCACGUGGCGUUUUUGUAUCAAUUGGAGAAGGAUGUAUUCUAAUGUAUGAAAGAAAUGAAAAUGGUAUUGAAUUAACUUAUUUACGUCGAUUAGUUUUACCUUCAUAUAGUAUAAAUGAUUUUUCAAUAAAGAAAACACAAUUUCAUUUAAAUAAUAGAAAAAAAUUACAAAAAAAAAAUUCAUUAAAAUUAUUUAAACAAGAAUCAAUUAGAAAUAGUUUAGUAUUUGAUUCAUCAUUGAUAAAUCAAAGAUUAAUUUCAAAUGAAAUUAUUUUAUCAUUAUCAUUGAGUCCAAAUGAAGAAACUUUAUUAGUAGCAACAAAUUUCAAUAAUUUAUAUGAAAUAGCUUUUUCAAAAAUGGAUUAUACAAAUAAACAAGCGAGUAUAUUCACAUAUGCUCUUGAUAGUCUUCAUCAAGGAACUAUUAUAACAGGAUCGAUAUGCCUUCGUAAACCAAUAAUAUUUACUCUUGGUACUGAUCGAUUUAUUAAAAUAUGGAAUUUACAAACAAAUAAUCAAGAAUUUCAGUAUCAAUUCGAUAUUAAACCAUUAUCAUUAAGUAUUCAUCCUAGUGGUAUUUUUGUUUGUGUAUCAUUUUCAACUUUGAUGCGAAUAUAUACUUAUACUAUUGAUGGAUUCUAUUUAUUCAAAGAAUUAGAAAUUUCCGAUGCUCAAUGUAUUGAAUAUAGUCAUCAAGGACAUAUAUUAGCUAUUGCUUACGAUAAUCUUCUUCAAUUUCAUUAUCAUAAUGAUUAUCAUCAAGCAACAUAUAUUCGAGAUAAUCAUGCUAAAAUUCGAUUGAUCCGUUGGUCUAAUGAUGAUUCGUUUUUAAUAAGUGUUGACUUUAAUGAUCUAAUGACUCGAUGGGAUCCGUAUAGAAGUCAAAGUUUAUUUCAGUAUAAAAUUUUAGACUUCAGUGUACAAGAUUUAGUCAUAUCAUCGAAUAAUAAAUUAGCUUAUCUAUUAACAAGUGAUAAAAAAAUAAAAGAGUUUCAUUUGAUGACAACUAUUCGUAAUAUUAAUAUUUCCAUUGAUGAUUUUAUUCCAACAGCAUUAGCUAUUGAUGAUGAAGCAAGAAUUUUAUUUGUUGGAUCAGAGAAAGGAUCAAUUUAUUCAAUAAAUUUAAUGCAAACAAAUGCACCAGAUGAAAAUAAUACAAUGGACCAUUUAUUAUAUGAAAAUGUUCAUCGAGGAGCAAUUACAAAAAUCUUAAUAUCACACAAUAACGAUUUGAUUAUUUCCACAGGUGAAGACGGAAAUUUAAUAUUAUACAAUUUAAAUCAUUCUCAAGAGAAUGACGAGUCAAAAAUAAUUUUUCGCGAUGAAGUACUUGUUAAAGAAAUCCUUCUUAAAGAAAAAAAUAUUGAAUUAAAUAAUUUGAUAAAGCAUCAAUCUGAAAUAACAUAUGAAUAUAAAAAUAAAGUUGUAAUAAAAGAAAAAGAAUAUAUUGAAAAUAUUCAUCAAUUUGAUCUUAAUUGUAAAAAACAUAUAAGUAAAAUGGAAAUUAAAUUAAGCGUAUUACAUCAACAUAAAAUAGAUUUAAAAAAUGAGUACGAACAAAAACUAAAGAAAUUAAUUCAAGAUAAAAAAUAUCUACUCAAUCAAUUCAAUCAAGAUAAAAAUAACUAUUACAAAAAUAUUCUUAUUCAUAAUAAUUCACUUAAAUAUAAUAUUAAGAAGUUAAAUAUAAACCAACACAAACAAGUUGAAUUAAUUUAUCAUUCAUAUAGACGUCGUAUUGAUUCUAUUCAUCUAUCAUAUAGAGAUAAAAUGAAUAAUAUUAAACNUUAUUGA